Molecule: messenger RNA, 3328 nt
Organism: Pygocentrus nattereri (red-bellied piranha)
Lineage: Eukaryota; Metazoa; Chordata; Actinopteri; Characiformes; Serrasalmidae
Gene: alg10
Product: ALG10 alpha-1,2-mannosyltransferase
Exons: 3
Coding region: 168-1592 (474 amino acids)
Biological process (GO): dolichol-linked oligosaccharide biosynthetic process; protein N-linked glycosylation
Cellular component (GO): endoplasmic reticulum
Molecular function (GO): dolichyl pyrophosphate Glc2Man9GlcNAc2 alpha-1,2-glucosyltransferase activity
Source: RefSeq, a predicted model, not a curated record
CCCGCUCCCUGCUAGCCUGCUGCAGUAUGCAGGCAGAUAAAAGGCGCGUUUUGCAGCGACGCGUGAGUUCAGGAAGGUUGGGUUUGAGUUGAGUGUUACUGGACCGCCCUGUGAGGCAGAAGCGCCGUUUGCUGUGAGGUCUAGAGCGGUGUGGAGCGAGCGAAGCGAUGCUGGAUCGUUUUGAGCGCUACGCCUUCGCGGCGCUUUGCAGCGUCAAUUUCUUCACGUCGUGUUUGCUGUUCUCGGCUGUGAGUCGGGAGCAGCGGGCGCCCUACAUGGACGAGAUCUUCCACAUCCCGCAGGCGCAGAAAUACUGCCAGGGCAGAUUUAACGAGUGGGAUCCUAUGAUCACUACUCUACCUGGUCUGUACCUGGUCUCUGUGGGAGUGAUUAAGCCGGUAGUGUGGCUGGCCGACUACUCUGGGACAAUACUGUGCUCCGCUGCUAUGCUGCGCUUCAUCAACCUUCUUUUCAACUGUGGCAACCUCUACAUUCUCUAUCUCAUUAUCUGCAGGCUGCACCUUAAAGACAAGUCUCGCACAGCUGGACGAAGAAUUCUCUCUGCCCUGACCCUGUCCACCUUUCCUGUGCUGUACUUCUUCACGUUCCUCUACUACACAGAUGCCGGCUCCACCUUCUUCACCCUCUUCACCUACCUCAUGUGUCUCUAUGGGUGCCACAAAGCGUCAGCCCUUCUGGGCAUCUGUGCCAUCCUCUUUCGCCAGACCAACAUCAUCUGGGUGGCAUUUUGUGCUGGCAGCGUCGUAGCUCAGAAACUCGAUGAGGCUUGGAGGGUGGAGCAGUUGAAGAAGAAGGAUGAGAAAACACCCUCACAAAUACCAUUGGCGAUUAGUGGGGUGAAGAGGGUAGCACGUUUUUUACUGGAAUAUCUCUCAACUCCAACCAACAUAAAGACAGUGAUUUUAUCAACAUGGCCAUAUGGUGUCGUCGGAUUUGGCUUCUUCACAUUUGUGGUUUUGAACAAUGGCAUUGUGGUCGGAGACAGGACUAGUCAUGAAGCCUGUUUGAACUUCCCUCAGCUUUUUUAUUUCUUUUCCUUUACUUUGAUCUUCUCCCUUCCUCUCUCACUUUGCUACCACAGGCUUGUCAGGUUCAUGCAGUCUCUGAGAAAACACCCUUUAUUGUUUCUUCUCAUGGCAGCUGUUUAUUUGCUACUAGUCUGGAAGUUUACUUUUGUCCACAAGUACUUGCUGGCAGAUAACAGGCAUUUUCCUUUUUAUGUAUGGAAAAGGAUCUUCCAGAAGCACCAUCUGAUACGCUUCCUUCUGGUUCCUGGCUAUUUGUUUGCAGCAUGGAACUUUCUAGACACCCUGAGGUCCAAGUCGUUGUUCUGGAUUUUGGCUUUUUUUGUGUGUCUACUGGCAGCUACGGUUCCUCAGAAACUUCUGGAAUUCCGCUAUUUUAUUCUUCCGUAUCUCCUGUACCGUGUACAUGUCCCUCUACCAUCUCUCCACAGACUGCUGCUCGAAUUUGCUCUCUAUACGGCGGUUAAUGCAGCCACGCUCUACAUAUUCAUCUACAAGACAUUUCACUGGCCUGAUAGCACAGCAGUGCAGCGAUUCAUGUGGUGACAUUUGAACACUGUAAUCAGUUCACUUUUUUACAGAAGAAAGGGAAAAUUUGAGAUUUUUUUUUCUUACUGCUCACCAGGCAUCUUCCUACCAUAGAUUGAUGUUAGCAAAAGAACAUGCAAAGACCAAAAUAGACACUGUAUAAUGGGUUAUUAGCCAGUUCAACAACUAAAUUCGAUAAGACGAAAUGUCACAGAAUGGGUUCUGAUUAGUCAAAAAGUAGUGCAAUUUUGUAUAGUUGCAUCUUGGUUGAACAUCUGAGAGUACAAAUUUGAAUUUUUUGUUUAUAUAUGCUUUUCUUCAUUUUUUUAUUUUAUUUUUUUAAAUGCUGCCUCAAAGGCAUUUUGGGGGAAGUCAUUGAAGAACCACUUACAGUUCCCUAAAGAACCAUGUUUGAAAAGAGAUUUGUGAGUGGAGAAACCUUUUAGAGGCUUAAAAAGCCUUCACAUAAUAUAAAGGUCCUUUACUAAUUUAAGGGUUCUUCCUAGAGCCUUUACAUUAUGUGGUUCUUUCAAGUUCAAAAAGGUUCUUUAGCCUCAUGCAUCUCAUUAAAAAGUUACAUUUUAAAGCACUAUUCAUAUAAAGGUUAAGGGAAAUCAAAAGUGGUUUUUGUAUGGCAGCACACAGAAUUGUUUCCAGCUUUCCUGUUCCUGGUGAGUUACUGUGGUUACAGUCCCCAGUGACUGUAAAAAAAAAAAAAUAAUUCAACAAAACGCUAGUUUUCCCACAUGUGAGCAUAACUGAACUAUUGCUGGGUGAUGUGAUAUUCUAUAUUAUCACAUUUACUGUACAUGGUAUAGAUUAAAUUGUUCUGGAAAUGCAGCUGUUGACCUGCACUGGUUGAAUGUGCUCAGUGGGGGGUGGGGUGGUUCUGUGUGCCAUUUCAGCAGGUACAUAUCAUGUAUGUACAAAAAGCCAUCUACGUUACAAUGUACAUUUAGGCCGUCCUCAGACCACAGCAUAAAUAAUUAGACAUCAAACAAUGGCUUCAGGUUUUGGGGGAAAAAAACACUGGUUCGCCUGUCUGACAGCCCGAACACCCUUUUUUCUGUUGUUUUUAUUUCAGAAGUCCCCUGUGACCCAAAGACACUUUUUAAAUUGAUACAUUAACUGAUUACAGCUAAUCAAUGAAAAAUGUAUAGAUUUUUUGUCACAUUGUUUACCUGCUGAUUUGAAAGACUUCAGGUUUAUGCUCAGAGACUAAAGGAAAUGUAAAAUUUCAUGUAUGGACACCAGUAGGUUAAUGUCCAUGUCAGUUUGGCACUUGUAUACUUAUUUCAAAAUUAUUAUUAUUUUUUUUUUUUUAAGUUUUUUUUUUUGUCUUUAAAGUAAUGCUGUACCCAGUGUUUGUUUCUAAUGACCUUUUAUGUGCCCCAAUCAGAUUUUGGUAGUUUGUUGACUCUCCAAAUGUGGACUAAGCACAAGCAUUGAUGUUUACAGUCCCUCUGAUGUUCCUGUGUGACAAGUCGACAGUAUGUGUUAUUGAGUUUUUCAGAUUAUACUGGUUCUGUGUUGUCUUAAAAGACCAAAAAAAUGAUCUUAUGUCAAUUUAAAAAAAAAUUUAUUUUUAUUUUUUGGAAAAUGAAUCCUAUUAGUCAAGACUUCUUUUUCUGUGUUUUCUUUCCCCCAUGUAAAUUGCUUUUGUCUAUGAAAGAUACUUGUUCCAUGUUGUCAGUGUUCAGUUGUAAAUCUGCUGUACUGAUGCAAUAAAAAUAAUAAAUUAUGUAUUGAUGCUC